UCUAGCCAUCAAUGAAUGAGUAUACCUAAGUAAUCCUCCUUGUGUCCAACCUUGACUUGUUUGCUCAGAGAAAUGGCAUCUAGUGUWGUUUUGGUUCUGAUGUUGGUGUUUUUUGGUGGUMCUUUUCAUGUACRCUCUGUACUCGAAUGCACAGAGUCAAUCCAAGGUGAUAUAUUGCUGAGGCAUUUCCAAAAGACAGAAAGACAUCGAUAUCCAAGGGCUGCAAUUUCUGACCGUACAGCAUUGUGGGUCAAUAAUACAAUACCAUACGUGUUUGAUUGGAGGAUUACAGAUUCUCAAAAGCGCAAAGUCAAGAAAGCAAUGACUGUUUGGGAAAACAAGACAUGCAUUCGCUUUGUGCCACGUGAUACCGAAACAGACUACACCAUCUUCACCACCGGCCGCGGUUGUUGUUCGAAUGUUGGUCGUCAAGGAGGACGGCAGGCUGUCAUCCUUGGAUACGGUUGCUUUGGACAUCGUAUAAUUCUCCAUGAAAUUGGUCACUUGGUUGGUUUUUGGCACGAACAGGGUCGACCAGAUAGAAAUGAUUACGUUAAAAUUUUGUAUGAUAAUAUCAGUCCAGGAGAAAUACAUCAAUUUGUAAAGAAAGAUGCAAGCUUGGUCACGUCGCUUGGUCAGCCUUUUGACUACAGAUCCAUCAUGUUGUAUGGUAAAAACACUUUCAGCAAGAAUAACCGACGAACCAUCGUCCCCAUUUUAACAUCAUAUAAUAUCAAAGAACAAGGAGAAUACUACUACAGACAACACACACUCUUUGGAACUUCAAAACUUAGUCAUUCAGAUAUCCUGCAAGCCAAUCUACUCUUUAAAUGUCCGUACAAAUAUGACAACGGCGAAGUCCUUAUCGGCAACAAAGGUAACUUCACGUCACCAAACUUCCCUAAGGCAUACAACAAGUCAAGUGACAUAACCUGGACAGUAAUAGCCGCUGAUUUCAACAAAAGUAAAAUGCUGGUUCUUUUAAUUGAUGAAUUAAACAUUGGUAUUAAAGACCCGGACCGAGGAUGUCCCGAUGAUUGGUUGGAGAUUCGUGAAGGCAAAGGUCCUAAAUCACCAUAUUUAACAAGGUUUUGUGGAAUAAGAAGAUCCGUAGCUAUAACAGURUUCGUUGAUGGUGURUUUAUUCGAUUGCAUUCUUCAAAUUCCUCRAAGACAAAAAUCAAACCAAAUCCGACGUUAGCGGCCCAUCAGCCAUUGCAGGAUUGGUGGCUUAGGAAURUGGUACUGAAAAAGGAAGUCGAGCCGUCAAUUGGGUUUUCUCUGCGGUAUAAAAUAAGCGACUGCAAGUACAUUAUAACCAAACAGAAUGGCACGAUAGAAAGCCCUGGAUAUCCUUCACUCUAUCAAGAAAAUAUCGAUUGYGUUUGGCARAUCUCCGCACCAAAAGGUUUCCGAAUUCAUGUCACUUUUGAAGAUUUUGAYUUCCGAGGAAUUGAUAAGGAAAAUGGCUGUAUUGAUUAUCUGGAAAUGAGAGAAGGAACAAAGAUAACGUCAAAGUUUCUAAGUCUUCAUUGUGGACGAGAUUUCCCUCGUGACCUCKCUACUAGUUCCCACAACCUCAGAAUAUUCAUGCACACGACGAAAUCCGGAAAGAGUAGGCGAGGUCAAGGAUUUAAAGCUCAUUACAAAAUGGAAGAUAUUGACGAAUGUGAAGGUGGUGAAGACCUAUGUGAACAAGGUUGUGUUAACUACCCUGGAGGGUACACGUGUGGMUGUCUUAGUGCUUACAAACUCGUAGGAAAAGGACCUAAAGUAAGGUGUUUAGAUGUCGACGAAUGCCAGAAUAAUAAUGGUGGGUGCUCUCAUGGCUGUACAAACACACAAGGUGGUCAUUUCUGUACGUGUCCACCUGGGUAUUACCUGGACAAAGACCAAAAGACUUGCAAAGAUUCAGAUGAGUGCAUGCUGUCGCUUUGUUCACAGAAAUGUGUUAACACUCCCGGCAGCUUUGUGUGUUCUUGUAAAUAUGGCUACGCACUAGACAAUGACAAAAAAACUUGCAAACUUGCAAUUCCAAUGUGUACUGGGGUGCUGUCGUCUAAUGUCGGAAAAUUCACAUCACCACCAAUACCAUCAUGGUAUCGAGGCUAUGUCGAUUGUGAAUGGACGAUACGAGUGCGUCAGCGGUAUACCAUUGGCAUGUACUUGACAUUAAUGUGGUCACGUGAUCAAAAGUGCAAAAAUUACAUAAAAAUUUCACUGAAUGAAGGAUCUGGUAUGCAUACCAUGAAGCUUUGCGGCCAUGAAGACGUUCAGGGUCUUCUUCACUUUAAAGCUCACGAGUUACAUGUCUUUUAUCACACUGAGGCACCAUAUACAAAUGGGUUCUCRUUGAGAUACCAUAUGCGACCAAAGAAAGAGCAAUUGUGUGGAGGUGAUCUGUAUCGUAAGGAAGGAAUYGUUCAGUCUCCUGACUAUCCAUCAUUCUACCCAGCCCGUUCAAACUGCUUAUGGAAGAUAAAAAGCCCGCGAGGACGAGGAGCAGUGGUUUUAUUUGAAGUGUUUGACCUGGAAAAUCAAACACACUGUAAAUAUGACUUCGUUGACAUUCAGACUAGUGUAGCGGAUCGAAUUCGCCCUGUUGGGCGGUUCUGUGGGGAGAAAAARCCUCCAGUUAUUAGUGUUAAAAAUGGAGAAAUAUGGAUYAGAUUUCGCUCGGACGGUACAGUGCAGAAACGAGGUUUUAGAGCUAAUUAUCGCUUCAGAUAAAGAUCGCCUAUCUUUUGUCAGUUCCAUAUAAUAUAUGUUGCAUGUAUAUCCUACGUACUUCUUUUUACACUGACAAUUGUCGGAUAUUGAGAAAAACAUUUUUUUGCUGUCCGCUUUCAUAUUGGCCGAGCGAAGGACUAGGGUGAAGCAUUCCAACAGAUUCUCCAAAAAUUUUUAAACUACAAGAUUCACAAUGUGUGCAAAUGUCUGUAAAUUGUUAGAAAUACGGACCUAUGGGAYGUGUGGCCAGAAAACACUUUUUGAUGCCGAGGUUUCACUGACAACAAAAUUCAGUUGAAUGUCAAUUAUUUUUUUUUUGACAACUUUUAAAAAUUUCCUUUCGUGUUGUCAGCCUAUUUAUGUCUUAAAGAAAUAAAACCGUUMAUUUUCACUAGA
Exaiptasia diaphana is the source of this 3126-nucleotide messenger RNA. Its product is annotated as tolloid-like protein 2. Lineage: Eukaryota; Metazoa; Cnidaria; Anthozoa; Actiniaria; Aiptasiidae. The transcript is spliced from 12 exons. The coding region runs from base 73 to 2730 and encodes 885 amino acids. The record is from RefSeq and is a predicted model, not a curated record. Gene Ontology annotation, biological process: proteolysis. Gene Ontology annotation, molecular function: metalloendopeptidase activity; zinc ion binding; calcium ion binding.